This is a messenger RNA of Aspergillus sclerotioniger CBS 115572, 1728 nucleotides long. RefSeq names its product RAD52 DNA repair protein RADC. The record is from RefSeq and is a predicted model, not a curated record. The coding region runs from base 1 to 1728 and encodes 575 amino acids. The transcript is spliced from 5 exons. Gene Ontology annotation, biological process: double-strand break repair via single-strand annealing; DNA recombinase assembly; double-strand break repair via homologous recombination. Gene Ontology annotation, cellular component: nucleus. NCBI's taxonomy places the organism in Eukaryota, Fungi, Ascomycota, Eurotiomycetes, Eurotiales, Aspergillaceae.
AUGCCUAAUGCAUCCGGAGCUACCUCUGCGAACCCAUUUGAAGAACCCCAGCGACGUAUCAGCGAGUACACUGCCCAGGAAAUUGCAACCCUUCAAUCACGCCUCGACAAGAAGCUAGGACCCGAAUACAUCUCUUCCAGGCCUGGAGCUGCGGGACAGAGAGUACAUUACCUGUCGGCAGACAAAUGCAUCAACCUAGCAAACGAAGUCUUUGGGUUUAAUGGCUGGUCGAGCUCUAUCCAGACUAUUCAGAUUGAUUUUGUCGAGGAAAACCCGCAAACGGGCAAAAUCAGCUUGGGCCUCUCAGUUAUAAUGAGGGUAACCUUGAAAGAUGGAACAUAUCAUGAGGAUAUCGGUUACGGUCAUAUCGAAAACUGCAAAGGGAAGGCUGCGGCUUUCGAGAAAGCCAAGAAAGAGGGGACAACUGAUGCUCUUAAGCGGGCUCUGAGGAACUUUGGUAAUGUCCUGGGCAACUGUGUCUACGACAAGGACUAUGUCUCGAAGGUUACCAAGGUCAAGGCUAUGCCGGCAAAAUGGGACGUCGACGAGCUUCACCGUCACCCCGAUUUCGUUCCGAAGAAAGAGCCUGUUCCUGUGAAACCAAAACCCAGCUCAGAGGAUGAUGAUCUACCGCCUCGCCCGAUCGAUCUUGGCAAGAGCAGCAACCUGGACGAUUCGAUGGCAUUUGAUGGUGAUGGGGAGUUUGGAAGUGACCUAUUUGAUGAAGCCGACUUUGGCGUCGGUGGAGCAGGCAACCCGGACGAGGUGGUCCUGGGACCAGAGACAUUAAGAAUGCAGCAGCAGCCACCAACGCCUCUCAACGGCCCAAAUGCACAACGACGGCCAUUCGACAAUAACGCGCGUGUACCAGCAAGGCUCAACCCAGCCAUGGUAACGCCAUCCAAGCCGGAACGACCCUUCAACCCAGCCCCAGCUGCCAGACAAAUCCCCGCCCCUCAGCCUUUGAACAACCGACCCAACCCAUCCGCAGCCCAAGGCCAAUACGCACAGCAGCGACAGUCCGUUCCCCCUCAGGGUCUACAACCAAACCUUGCGAACAACCGAAUGAACCCACCAGCACAAGCAGCAGCCCCAUCAGCUACAGGUGGUACUGGACCCGUAAGGCAGGAUGCUGGGGCACCAUCCACCACAAAUGACCCCACCAACCAAGAAGCACUUCCCCCGGGCACACCCUCUGCAUCAUUCUUCUCAGCUCGCGCAGUCGAUCUGAUCCGCGACAACCCUAACGCCAUCCCAUCCGGAGCCCCGGCCUUCGACCCACACGCGGAGAGCCCCUCCAUCCGCAAAACAGCCGGCAUCGACCAUAACAAGACCGUCGCGAUCGCUCGAUCCAUGCUUACCGGCGCCGCGGCCUCCCCUGCAGCCAAUAACACCCGGGACUUCGUCAACCCAUCUCAAGACCCGAAUCGUAAGAUCGGUGCUCCGGGGAUGAACAGCCCUAUGAACAGAGGUCCGACAACUUCAUCAUACCGUCCCUUGACACGACCCAACCUUCCCUCUGGCGCUGCAGCCGUCAACCGCGGCGCUACGCCCGGUCUCGCACCGCAGAACAUGAACGGGAAACGUCCUCCUUUGUCAGAUAUGACGAACGCAACGAACCCAAGUGGCAGCGGGCCUGCUCCGAUGGGUGGUGUGAAUGACCCAAAACGACCCAAGUUUAACCAGGGCCCUGCUGUACCACCACAGCAGCAUCAGCAACAGCAGUAA